UGCAGGGGGAAAGCGGAGGGCGGCGAUGCCUCGUGCUACUCUCUGCUGACGGGGAUGCUACGUGUGGGGCGUGAAGGCCCGCGCAAAACCACCAGAAGGCGUUAUUUGGAGAGCGCUCGCGGGUUCCGUUCAGCUCCUGCUUCUGGUCGUGACUUGGCACGCGGCAGAAUGGAGCGUGGUGGGCCUUGGUGCUGUGAUGGGGAGCAGCGGUCCGGCCUGGGAGACGCGUUUCGUUCCUGCUAGCAGCCCUUUCCCCGCUUCUGCAGACGUAGCUUGGGUUGGUUGGCGGGUUUUGUGUGUUGGUCGUACCCAGGUAAAUAUGUUUUCUGAGAUGAGAGUGGAAGAGUUUCACACCAUCUGCCAAACACCCCCAGAGCAUGUGCAUAUUGCACACUCAUCACUUCUCCGAUCACAUAAUUAUAAUCUUCACAAGUGCUCUCAGAAGAUUCCCCACGCUGCUUUCUGGGAUAAAGCAAUGGUCCGGGCAGUGCACCACACAUCUCUGCUCUUCCGCCUCAGGCCUGCCCGUUGGAGUGGCCACAGCAUCCACAGCUCUCCACCAGAGGGGAAAGUGGGACCGGUGGAGACAAUCAUUGGAUUCUCAGCAUUUUCACUGGCAGUUCUUGGACCAGCUGGAUGGAUCCUGUACCACCUUCCAAGCUAUAAAAUGGAAUAAAAAACAUCCCUCUGAAAUUAAGAUCUGGAAGCUGCGCUUUGUCAGUGAAUCCAGCAUCUUGAUCUGAGGCCCAGAUAUGCAUUUGGAAACUUUCCUACAGAUUUUAAUGAGUUUUGGAUAAGGGCCUAUCCAGGGAAAAAUCCAUGCCAGAAACUGAAGUGAAUCCGGGCGAGCGCUCUGCGAAACACUGCUCUUGCAUGCCAUGAAUAUAUCCACUGACAUCAAUUAGGCUGUUCUGCAGAAUCUUUUGUAAAAAAGCAUUUUGAACAUUUCUGUGUGCCUGCCUGUCCUGCACCCAAUUUUGUCCUCCAUGUCUCACCUGGUAAUAGCUAAAUAAA
Messenger RNA from Lagopus muta (rock ptarmigan), 1014 nucleotides. RefSeq lists its product as uncharacterized. The transcript is spliced from 5 exons. Gene Ontology annotation, biological process: mitochondrial electron transport, cytochrome c to oxygen. NCBI's taxonomy places the organism in Eukaryota, Metazoa, Chordata, Aves, Galliformes, Phasianidae. Bases 197 to 676 code for a protein of 159 amino acids. The record is from RefSeq and is a predicted model, not a curated record. Gene Ontology annotation, cellular component: mitochondrion.